Messenger RNA from Didymodactylos carnosus, 867 nucleotides. The record is from the annotation of a GenBank genome assembly. Lineage: Eukaryota; Metazoa; Rotifera; Eurotatoria; Philodinida; Philodinidae.
AUGGCGGGCCUAUUACCACCUCAAAGUACGCUACAACGUUCAAGUAUCAGUAAUCCUGCUGCUGAAGCGCUUCGAAAGAAAAUGCAACAAUUGAAAGAUGAAUUAGAGCAAGUUCGAGAUGAUUUAGAUAGAUCGAAAAAAGAUUUAGAUAAAGAACGUCACGCUAGAGAAGUAGCUGAAUCAGAAGUUAGUCAAUUGGCUCGUAAAUUACAUUCACUUGAAGAACAAUUAGAAGAUACAGAAAAAAGAUUAAUUCAGACAACGAAUAAAUUAGAUGAAGCGUCACAUGCAGCUGAUGAACGGGAAAGAUCAAGAAAAAUGCUUGAAAAUCAACUUAAUCUUGGCAGUGAUCGAACAGAAACACUUGAAAUACAGUUGAAAGAAGCAAGAAGUUUGGCAACAGAAUCAGAUAAAAAAUAUGAUGAAGUGGCACGAAAGUUGCUAAUACAUGAAAAUGAAUUAGAAAAGGCUGAGGAACGUGCAAAACGUUCAGAAUCAAAAUGUUUAGAAUUAGAUUUAGAAUUAAAGAACCUCCAUCAUCAAUUAAAGUCAUUUUUAGCUCGUAUUGAAGAUUCUCAAAACAAAGAACAAAUAUUCGAAGAUCAAGUUCGUCGAUUAUCACAGCAUUUAAAAGAUGCCGAAGGACGAUCAGAUUUUAUUCUUGAUCAAAAAAUUGAGCUACAAAAAUCAGUUGAUCGACUUGGAGGUAGAUUCGCUGAAACACGUGCAGAAUAUUCAAGUAAACAAGUACAGAAACUUCAACGUGAAGUUGAUACAUUAGAAGAAGAACUAUUGUCUGAACGUGGUAAAUGUAAAACAUUACAAAAUGAAAUGGAACGAUGUUUUUCUGACUUACAAUUAUUAUAA